AUGCUCGACCGAAUUUGCGGUUUGUUGAAGGAGGUCGGGGAACUUAAAGGCUGGAUUGCAAAACGCUUGGCCGUCGUUGUUGAUCAUAAGGACGAGACUAUCAGUCCCAAGAACUUUGCAGUCAUCAAGGUAGAACAUUCGCCCCCCUCAUCCACAGUAGUUUGUUUCAGAUUGGAUACUAAUUCGAUUUGGGAUGACGCUCAGUUUUUAUCCAUGCAACGCGCUUGCCAUUAUCUGAUCGGUCGUCUAGUUCGCGACUAUGCUGAGGCAAACGAAGAUUCACGUUGGGUUUAUCUUGUCGGAUUGGCCACUUUACUUGCACGAGUGGGAUCCUCAGUGACCUCCCUGCAGCAUGAAAAGAUUAUACCUUUGCUACUUGAGGCGUUAAAGCUACCUGAUGUGGACGUUAAGUUGGAUAGCUUGGUGACCAUCCAUGACCUGAUUGAAAACGACAAGCGAGGGACCGUCUUCGAGAAUCACUUAUCUUCUCUAGUAUCGGCCUUGUUAAUCAACUGUACCUUCGGAAGGGGUAGCAUCAAUGGCGAAGACAGGUCCAAGACACCUAAUGACUCAGCGCCAAAAACGGGAGGAACAUCUGCGUCGGUCAGGCUUUUCGCGCUGAAGAUUCUGGCACUCCUGCCGAGCAAGGCCGGCCACCCGUCGUCCUCAACCCCCGGCCCUUCCCCGCCACCGUCCGGCCUGCCAUCCAAUGUCGCCAAGGGCGUCCUACAAGGCCAACGGAACAAGGUGUUGCUGGCCCUGUCCAGUGCACUCGACGACCCCAAACGCGACGUCAGGAAGAUCGCCGUUGAUUGUCGCGCUCACUGGUUCUCUCUAAACUUGACUUGAUUUCGAUCAUGGCACCCCAUGCGUUCAACUUACCACAACUACUCCUUUUCCAAAUUUUUAACCGUUUUCUAUCGUUCAUCUGCUUUUCGAUCUAUUUACCAUGACUUUCGAUUACGGAAUACACCAAUCUUACAUAGCAUGUAGUCGAGAAUUACAUUUGUUACAUGUGUAUGUAGUCAAAAUACUGUCCCCCUAGAUUUCAUAGUAUGCGAUACCAACAGCCAUACAUCGGCAUAUUUCACUCGGGAA
Molecule: messenger RNA, 1098 nt
Organism: Puccinia graminis f. sp. tritici CRL 75-36-700-3
Lineage: Eukaryota; Fungi; Basidiomycota; Pucciniomycetes; Pucciniales; Pucciniaceae
Exons: 4
Coding region: 1-849 (282 amino acids)
Biological process (GO): iron-sulfur cluster assembly
Cellular component (GO): cytosolic [4Fe-4S] assembly targeting complex
Source: RefSeq, a predicted model, not a curated record